UUGAAAUAAAGAACACACACGUUACAUUUAUUGUUUGAAGAGUAAAAUAAAAAUCCAACAACAAGAAAGAAAGAAGAGAACGAAAAACCAUAGGGUUUGAAAAUAAACUUGUUGAGUCCGCCUUUUAUGUUUGAACAGAUUCACCACCCACCUUAACGUCCCCACUCUCACAACGUUUCGCUUUCUUCUUCUUCAUCUUCUUCUUCCGUUUCGAUUCUUUCUAUCAACACUGUUAAUCUUUUUAUUAUAUAUAUUCUUCAAUAAACUACCUUGUGUUUGGAUCUGAAGAUGCGAAUUGCGGAUUUCUUUAUACUUCUUGGUAUCAAAUUCAGUUUGGAGUUUGAUCUUGCUGCUCUAUAGAGGGAGUGUAAUUAUAAUGAUUUGUGGUAGAGUGGGAAUUGGGGUAUGCUUUUGUACUUGUUUGCUGGAAAAUUAUGGACGGUGACCGAAAAAUGGCCGUUCCUCAUGUUGAUGGGUCUGCUGAUGGUGCUCAGAAACUUAAAGCAGCAUUGCACGGGAGGACUACUGGUCCUACUAGGCGUUCUACAAAAGGGCAAUGGACUCCUGAGGAGGACGAGACAUUGCGGAAGGCUGUUGAACGUUUCCAAGGAAAAAAUUGGAAAAAAAUAGCGGAGUGUUUCAAGGAUAGAACUGAUGUACAAUGCUUACAUAGGUGGCAGAAAGUGUUGAAUCCCGAGCUUGUUAAAGGGCCAUGGUCUAAAGAGGAAGAUGAAGUGAUGAUUGAAUUGGUGAACAAAAUUGGGCCUAAAAAGUGGUCAACUAUCGCACAACAUUUACCUGGGCGUAUCGGGAAGCAAUGUCGAGAAAGGUGGCAUAAUCAUCUUAAUCCUGCUAUAAACAAAGAAGCAUGGACACAGGAAGAGGAGUUGGCUCUAAUACGAGCUCAUCAAAUUUAUGGGAAUAAAUGGGCAGAAUUAACGAAGUUUUUGCCUGGAAGGACAGACAAUGCUAUUAAAAACCACUGGAACAGUUCUGUCAAAAAGAAAUUGGAUUCUUACUUGGCAUCGGGCUUACUUACUCAGCUGCAGUCUGCACCUCAUGAUGGAAAUCCAAGUCAAUCAAUGGCUACAACAUCUUCAAGGGUGCAAUGUAAUGCAGAUGAUAGCGUUCUUCAGGGGACUGAAGGAGAUGAAGGUUUAGAGUGUAGCCAUGAGUCAGCUAAUGCUCUCCAUUUUCCAUCCACUAGAGAGAUGACCAGUGUUGACUUGCAAACUGUUGGGGGAGAAUGUAGUCUUGGGACGGAUCAUAGUCCAAGUCAAGCAUCCUGUUCAGAGCCAUAUUACAUAUCAAUUGAUGACACUACUACAUGCAUCCCAGAAAUUGCUCAUCACGAAGCAUGUUCUUCUGAAUUCAAUGAACAAUUCUCUCAUGAACCUGGGAAUUCCAUAAAUGAGGAUUGCCAGUAUAAUUUACAUUCCUUACCCAAUAUUUCAUCAAUAGACUUAGGGAAGGACUCCUCCCAGUUGCAAAGAGAUUAUAUGGAAUCUACAGGUCCUAGUGGAAUACGAGACUUGGCGAAUGCUUCAAUGCCCAUGGAAACUACAGCUACAGAUGCUGCUAAACCAGAUCAUAUGCUGAUAUCUGAUGAUGAAUGUUGCAGAGCCCUAUUUCCAGAGGCAAAUAAUGAUAUAUGUUUUAUCCCAGGAGAUUAUAUUAAAGAUGUUGAUACUGUUGAAUUUUCUGGUCAACCCCCAUUUGUUUGUCAAUCAUGUCAUUUUCAGAUUUCCGAAAAUUGUGAAACCUCAACUCUGCCAUUAACUUGCCCUCAGUGUUCUAAUAAUUUUAAAGGGAUGACAUCCUCCCAAUCUACUCGACCUGUACAUUCCGCUGAGCCUGAGGAUCAGCAGUUUGUUUCCAGUGCACCUGAUAACUUCACUUAUGCCAUUGACAUGCCCAUUUCUCCUUGUAUUGAUGCUACAGAUGGUGCAGUAAUGCGAGAUGUUAAGCAAACCUGUUAUCCAACAGAUGAAAGGCCAAACAUGCACACAGAAAAGGAGGGCAAGGGAGCACUGUGUUAUGAACCUCCUCGUUUUCCGAGCAUGGAUAUUCCUUUCUUGAGCUGUGAUCUUGUACAAUCUGGGGGUGAUAUGCAGCAAGAAUUUAGUCCUCUGGGUAUCCGCCAGUUUAUGAUGUCGUCUAUGAACUGUCUGACUCCAUCAAGGUUGUGGGACUCCCCUUCUCGUGAUGAUAGUCCAGAAGCAUUAUUGAAAAGUGCAGCUAAAACUUUUACGGGUACACCAUCAAUAUUAAAAAAACGACGCCGAGAUUUGUUAUCCCCACUUUCCGAUAAAAGAAUUGGCAAGAAACUUGAGACUGAGAUGACAUCCUCUUUGUCCAAAGCCUUUUCUAGUUUGGAAGCAGAUAUACUCUCUCCAUCUUCAUUGCAAAAGCAAAACUCUGAGGCUCCAGUUUUUGACGACGAUAAAGAAAAUUAUGGACAAGCUGAUAAAGGUAAACAAGUAGAGGAGAUAAUUAAAUCUGCAGUUUUGGAAGAAAAGAUGUCCCAAAGAGAUGCUCUUGACAGUAAUUCUCCUGGUAAGGUUAAGCAGCAACCUUUUGAUGUUGAUUCUAAAAUGAAGAUUGAUGCUACUACUGCUGUUGAGAUUGUGCAACAAUCUUCUAGAGUUUUGUCUGAACAUGAUAGGAACGACCUUUCAUUAUAUUCAUCUGAUGAAGUUGGUGUUAGUGACAGAGUUCUAGGUUCUAGUGUUAUAAUUCCCAGAAAUAUGAACAAUAGGAGCUCGGAAAUUGCUCCAAACCAGAGCAUUCCUUCAAAACCAUCUUCUGAGAGUCAACGCUCAAGAUUUAGCUCUCCUUGUGUUCGUGCAAAGGAGCAUGAAAAUCUUACAGUUUCUGUUACUACUCGUGCAAAAGCUCCAGAGGAGAGUUCGGGGGAUCAAAGUAAAAAUGAUGGAGGAUUUGAAACAUGUAACCUAUUUGGUGGAACACCUUUCAGGAAAGGUUUUGAAUCGCCUUCUGCAUGGAAAUCUCCUUGGCUCAGGAAUACUUUUCUCUGUAGCCCAAAUGCUGAAAUUACAAUUGAGGAUUUUGGAUUUUUCAAAAGCCCUGGAGGUGAUAGAAGCUAUGAUGCUAUUGGAUUGUUAAAAGAAGUUGGUGAACAAACUGCUGCUACAUAUGAAAAUGCACAGGAGAUUUUGAAUAAUGAUACUCCUAAAGCAUUACCUAAAGGCACAGCAGGAGAUGACAAGAAUUGCGACGACGAAAAUAAUGAUUCUAACAAUGCAAACAAUUCUAAAUUGGCUUCAAAUGCUUUGGUUGAGCGCCGCGUACUCGACUUUAGUGAAUGUGGAUCACCUGAUAAGAAUGAUAGCAGCAAAUCGUCAGCUAGUCAGCCAUGAAGCUUGUCAAGCAUUUUGUCACAUUUGUUGAAGGAUUGUAGAUAGUCCAUUAUCAAUCAGGCUUCAGUUGUAACAAUUACAGCUGUCAUUGUCAAGCAUAUAUGUGUGUAUGUACCAUUUGUAAGAUUAGUUCUUUGUUUUCAGUUACUACAUUGAUAAGACUGAAUUUGUAAUUGACAUCAAAUGCACCCUGUCAUAUAACAAUUCUUGUUUUGAGAAAAUUACAAUGAAAUUAAAUGAUUGGCCUUUUCUCAUGAAUCAUUUUCGGUGACACGUGUCAUCUUCCCGUACUUAGACAGAAGCACCUAAAAAUAG
This is a messenger RNA of Vicia villosa (hairy vetch), 3695 nucleotides long. Its product is annotated as transcription factor MYB3R-1-like. Gene Ontology annotation, molecular function: RNA polymerase II cis-regulatory region sequence-specific DNA binding; DNA-binding transcription factor activity, RNA polymerase II-specific. The record is from RefSeq and is a predicted model, not a curated record. Gene Ontology annotation, cellular component: nucleus. The transcript has 12 exons. Gene Ontology annotation, biological process: regulation of DNA-templated transcription. Bases 435 to 3380 code for a protein of 981 amino acids. Lineage: Eukaryota; Viridiplantae; Streptophyta; Magnoliopsida; Fabales; Fabaceae.